This is a messenger RNA of Octodon degus (degu), 1997 nucleotides long. RefSeq names its product alpha-N-acetylgalactosaminidase (gene Naga). Gene Ontology annotation, molecular function: alpha-galactosidase activity. The record is from RefSeq and is a predicted model, not a curated record. Gene Ontology annotation, cellular component: cytoplasm. The transcript is spliced from 10 exons. NCBI's taxonomy places the organism in Eukaryota, Metazoa, Chordata, Mammalia, Rodentia, Octodontidae. Gene Ontology annotation, biological process: glycoside catabolic process; glycosylceramide catabolic process; oligosaccharide metabolic process. Bases 233 to 1480 code for a protein of 415 amino acids.
UUGCCAGGGGUUCUGAUAGGUUGCGUCGUAAGGCUUGUCGCCUCCAGGCCCCGCCCCACUGGAAAGAAAGGAGCGAAUCAGGUGACGCGAGCCCCAGAGGCCCUGGAGGCUGUGCCUUGGCGAUUUCGGUCCCGGCGCCCUGGUCCUGAAGUUCUUGGGGUGGCGAAGGGUCCAACGCAGAAAGUUGGUAAGAGCAGAUUUGGCCAGUUCCUGACACGCUGAGUCGAAAGCAAUGCUCCUGAAAAUAGUGCUCUUGCUGGCCCUUGUGGCCCAAGUGCUGGCGCUAGACAAUGGGCUUCUGAGGACGCCCCCCAUGGGCUGGCUGGCCUGGGAACGCUUUCGCUGUAACAUAGACUGUGACCAGGACCCAAAGAACUGCAUCAGUGAGCGCCUCUUCAUGGAGAUGGCUGACCGGUUGGCAAAGGAUGGAUGGCGGGAUCUGGGCUACAACUACCUCAAUAUUGAUGACUGCUGGAUUGGCGGGCGCGAUGCCAAAGGCCGCCUGGUGCCUGACUCCAAGCGCUUCCCCCACGGCAUUGCCUUCCUGGCUGACUACGCUCACUCCCUGGGUCUGAAGCUGGGCAUCUAUGCAGACAUGGGCAACCUAACCUGCAUGGGUUACCCGGGCACCACACUAGACAAGGUGGAGCAGGAUGCCCAAACCUUCGCCGAGUGGAAGGUGGACAUGCUGAAGCUGGACGGCUGCUUCUCAAGCCGAGGGGAUCGGGCCAAAGGGUACCCCAUGAUGGCUGCUGCACUGAAUGCCACAGGCCGCCCCAUCGCCUACUCCUGCAGCUGGCCAGCCUACGAAGGAGGCCUGCCCCCCAGGGUGGACUACAGUCUGCUGGCUGACAUCUGCAACCUCUGGCGCAACUAUGAUGACAUCCAGGACUCCUGGAAGGACGUGCUGUCUAUCCUAGACUGGUUUGUGCUCCACCAGGACAUCCUGCAGCCGGUGGCUGGCCCUGGGCACUGGAAUGACCCAGACAUGCUGAUCAUUGGGAACUUUGGCCUCAGCUUCGAGCAGGCCCGGGCCCAGAUGGCCCUGUGGACAGUGCUGGCGGCGCCCCUCUUCAUGUCCACGGACUUGCGUACCAUCUCCGCCCAGAACGUGGAGAUUCUGCAGAAUCCCCUCAUGAUCAAGAUCAACCAGGACCCCUUGGGUAUCCAGGGGCGCAGGAUUGUUAAGGAAAAAUCGCAAAUUGAAGUGUUCAUGCGACCCCUGUCUGAUGAGGCCAGUGCCCUGGUGUUCUUCAGCCGCAGGACAGACAUGCCUUUCCGCUACCGUUCGUCCCUGGGCCAGCUGCAGUUCCCUGGCUCCAGAGUGUAUGAGGCCCAAGAUGUCUUCUCGGGGCAAGUCAUCACAGGCCUCAGAGACAAAACCAACUUCACAGUGAUCAUCAACCCUUCGGGAGUAGUGAUGUGGUACCUGUAUCCCAUCAAGAACCUGGAGAUAGCCGAGUGGAAGUCCCAGGAAUGAAGAGACAAGGCAGAGCACAGGCCGCUGUGGCCCCGUGGAGCUCGCAGCAUGCAGGCUGGGCAUGCCGGGGCGGGGGGGUAGAGCCCUCUCUUCCCCGGGCCUGCUUGGCCACCUGACCCCGUCAUUCCUGAAGUGCAGUCACAGGCCCAGGCUCCGUGCUCACCCCAGUGGGAGCACUCUCGGAAACUUCCCUCGGGGGAAUUUCCUGUGCUUGUCGGCCUCUACCUCAUCCCAUGGCCUCACAGAUGUUGCUGAACGACGUGUGCAGCCUCCUGGGCCCCAGCGGCGGGGGCACUGAUGCCUAGCAGGACCCGAGCCUCUGGCCUUGUUGGUUCCAAAACCAGGAUUAGGAAUUUUUCUGACGAGAGGUAGAGAUCCGACCUCUUGUCAAACUCCCAUGAACUGUGUCAUUGGCUAAUAGCACCUGGAGGGCGGGUCACAAGGGAGACCCUGAGUCCCUUUACAUCACCAAUAAAGCUGUUCUUUAGAUGCGUAGUUAUAAGUGAACCUGCAGUCG